Messenger RNA from Nylanderia fulva, 2106 nucleotides. RefSeq lists its product as uncharacterized. The record is from RefSeq and is a predicted model, not a curated record. Gene Ontology annotation, molecular function: protein binding. Lineage: Eukaryota; Metazoa; Arthropoda; Insecta; Hymenoptera; Formicidae.
UAAUUUUUGAGUAGAAAACAAAACAUAAAAUAGAAUUUUAAUAGUACACUCACUUCGUCACUUUUCGUCGACAUUGUUCUUGUUGAAUAAUUCACAGCUCACGCAAAAUAUUCACGAUAUCGUAAUUUUAUAGAGAGAUGAACGUCUUCGAACCGACACCCAGAGAUCAAAUGCUGACGAAAUUCACGAUAGAACGGCACACAAUCUUCCAGAAUUUUCGCUGCUGGAUGGAAAGACAAAGAUACGAAUCCGAAUCUUUGGUCAAAUCUGUUCUGCACUGUUGCACUUUGUACAGUAGAGUUUAUAGGAUGCGUUCGUAUUGGUGCACUCCUCGAAUUGGACCAAUAUGAGCGCAUUGAAGUGAAAAGGAGCAAGUUGGAAAAUGCGACGCGGACAACCCUAAAGAGACGUCUUGCUGAUUGGUCAAUUAGAUACGAGAUAGGAUUUUCAAACGAACUCCCACGCGUCUUUUUGCGCUGAAAAGCGUUCUUAAACAUUUGGUUUAAUAACAUGACAUAUAUCGAUUUCGUGUACGCGAAUGUCGUGACAAUAUCAAGGAAUUGUGUUUAAUGUAUGUAUUCAUUUUGACGCUGUGGAAUAUUAUUUUAUUAAAUAAUGGAACAGUCUCUUAAAAGAAUGUCCGAUGAGGUGGAGCCAAAAAUUCUCGAACCUGUUCUAAUGCGAAUGGAUAAAGAAAGUUGCAUACGUAUUGACAAAAAUGAGUUUAAAAUUGGCCGUGCAAGAGAUAAUGAUGAAAUUAUAUUGGAUGUUAUGAUAUCUAGAAGACAUUGUGUCUUUAAAUGUUAUCAGGAUGAAUGGAUGAUUAAAGAUUUAAGUUCGUCUUCAACAUUUGUUAAUAAUGUUCCCAUCCUUCCUGGAGUACCACAAAAUAUCUAUCCUGGUGAUGUUAUACAAUUCAGUCCUAAUGAAACAUUCAAGUAUAUAUUUACUCUUGCUGAAAAAGAUCAUUGUGUUAAGAGACCACGUUUAGAUGAAAAAAUACUUGACACUGUUCUUAUUCAACAAAAAACAUUUGCCGAAAGUCAAAAGUGUCAGAGAAAAGAACUCAAGGAUAAGCUGGAAAUCAAACAAAAGGAGCAAGUUGUAUUAAAACAGCAGCUUGAAGAUUUGUUAUCGCAACAGACUGUUAUUCAAGAUGAUAAAGAGAAUUUAUUAAGACAAAUUGAAGUACUAGAAAGUAAAAUAAAGACAGGUAAUACUCAAGAACAACAUUUAAAUAACAUGUAUUCCCAGUUAUUGGAAAAAUUAGAGAAUGAAAGGCAGCAAUUUGAGACAAGGAUAAACAAAGAGAAGCAAAAGUGGCAAGAAGCACUAGAUAUGAGUAAGCAAGAGAAAGAAAUGUUAGAAAUAAAAAUGAAAGAACAAAUGGAAAAAUGGAGAGAAGAACAACAAAUAGAAUGGAGAAAUAUGAUGGAAAAUAAGGUAAAGGAAGAAAAAAAUAUUCAAGCUCAAUUAUUGAAUGAGAAAAAUAUUCUAGAAGAGAGAUUGAAAGAAACAGAAAGAGCCUUAAAAGAACAAGAAGCAAGGGCGGGAACUUCGCAGGCAAUGUUAAAUGCAAACAUAAUAACUGAUGGAGCAAGUACAGCAGAUAAUUGUAUAGUUGUAGAAUUGGUAAAUGUUGAUCAAUCUUCAGAAUAUCAUAUACUAGACACAAUAGAUUUAACUGAAUUUAGCCAAAAUGUUGUGGAGGCUAAUACUAAGGAUAAUGUUUUUGGAAAAGUGAGUGACAUUAUGGACGAACAAUUGACAUGUAGCAUAUGCUCAGAAUUAUUUGUGAGAGCAACAACAUUAAAUUGCACACAUACAUAUUGUGACCACUGCAUACGUAUGUGGAGUAAAAAACGAAGAGAUUGUCCUGUCUGUAGAAAACCGAUAAUAUCGAUGAAUAGGUCAUUAGUUUUAGAUAAUUUUAUUGAGAGUAUGAUUGAAAAUUUGCCUACAGAACUCAAAAAUAGAAGAAAAGAGAUUAUGGAAGAAAGAAAAGCAUUAGAAAACAAGAGACGCUAUUAAGACAAAGUACAAGAAGACAGAUUAUAGUAUUUUAUUGUAUAUGUUAAUUUUAUGAUGUAAAAAUGUGAAAAAAUA